Messenger RNA from Nematostella vectensis (starlet sea anemone), 1463 nucleotides. RefSeq lists its product as uncharacterized. The record is from RefSeq and is a predicted model, not a curated record. The transcript has 5 exons. Lineage: Eukaryota; Metazoa; Cnidaria; Anthozoa; Actiniaria; Edwardsiidae. Bases 64 to 591 code for a protein of 175 amino acids.
AAUGGCUGCUCCAGCAAUCCUUGUGUUACCAAUGCCAACUGCUACCCCGGCGAAUUACCUAACAUGCACCGCUGCGAAUGCUUUAUAGGAUUUGGCGGACCGCUAUGUGAAGCAUUGCCCAAUAGCGACAAGUACCAGUUCGGCUCGCAUGUCUUCUAUUUGGUCAGGGAGCCACAAAGCUGGGAGGAUGCGAAGGCGAUGUGUGCUUCUCGCGGCGCGCCACUCGCGCCGAUUGAUGACAAACUUGUUAAUGACUUCAUUGCCAAAGUGGUCUUCCCCAAAGAGCUGCCACCAAGUUUGCCGGAGCCUAUCGCGUACUUCAGACUCGAUGGAUCGGACCAGCAUGUCACGGUCUUGCCGUUAAGCAUGUGGGUGCAUGCGGUAGCAACCUUUAAUCGUGACACGAGAAGAAGUGUCAUCUACCAAGACGGAGAGGUAGUGGCCAGCGGUGUAAGACACUACAGAAUGCGCGAUGUGCGACUGAACAAGGGUCGGCCCAACCUCCUGAAGUACAACGGUCGCAUGAGUCAAUUUCUGGUGUACAACAAGGCGUUGGGCAAAGAUGAGAUGCGACCGCGGUUGGUACGCUAAUCCAAAAGGCCUGGUUUGGAGGAAAUGACAGAGCUACCGCGGGGCUUUACCGGUCCACAUAUCCUGGCACUCCUCAUUUGACGUACCUCAACUGGGCGCCAGCUCACCAAGAGUCUCAGGAUUUCCUGGCCGUGAGUGCCUGGGGAGUUAUUUCAGCAAAGCUUUGCGAACGUAAACUACCAUAUUUGUGCAUGCAAAAACUGUAUUAGGUUAAAAAGGCGCGAACGUUUAAAAAAAGGCCGGACAUCUUGUAUAUGUUGGUAUGUGCCAGACGUCGACAGUUAAGCUAAAAUUCCUUUUUUUUCGCUUUUUGAAUUCCCUUGACUAAUACUCUUUUAUUACCAUAAAGUAAUGUCUUGAUUUUCCAAUAGGAGAUCAGUUGAAUGAGAGCACGUGAGAUCAUAUGAGUGUUUUGGUGUAAACUAGGGCGCGCUCAGCCUUUUAGCGGCAAAAUAACAGCGAAAAAUAACAGUUUUGUUUUUUUCAGAAAGGGUUUAGUUUUAUUAAAAUAAUUGUUUUUUCGUCGUUCUCUCGUGUGACGGGCGCAGUCAUUUUUGUGAUAAUUUUGUUUUGAAUUUGCCACCCAAAAAGGUCACGUGAUCUCUUAGCGCAUGUCCCGUAUUGUUGGGUAUGUCACAUUUAUGAAGACCUGUAAACUUGAUAGGAGCUGCAGUGUAAUCACACUUCGAUAAGACAAACAUUCUUUGCUAUAGUGGGUCAGAGACCAACACUAGUGAUCCACCAUUUAGGAUGUAUGUUUACACCUAUUUUUACUAAAGUUUCCCCCGAAAAAUCCAUCUAUCAUAGCCCGCAGUGCUUCAUGGAUAUCAAAUAAAAGAGAAAAUACGAGUAAACAAAACCAAUUUUGGAAA